Molecule: messenger RNA, 1002 nt
Organism: Schizophyllum commune H4-8
Lineage: Eukaryota; Fungi; Basidiomycota; Agaricomycetes; Agaricales; Schizophyllaceae
Exons: 4
Coding region: 1-1002 (333 amino acids)
Source: RefSeq, a predicted model, not a curated record
AUGGCACAGCAGACCAUUAGGCUCAGCCCGCCGGUGCACCCGUAUGAAGGGGCACGGCCCAUGGCCAAGGCUGACCCCGUUGAGAAGUCACCCCGUCCUACGAGGGCCACUCGCGUUGAGGACGAUGGCGCUCCCAAACGUCCGGCCAACGCCUUUAUGCUCUUCCGCUCGGACUACUUGAAGCAGCACCCAGAGAGCAGGAGCGAACAAAAAGGGCUCAGCAGGAAGGCGGGAGCUGCGUGGCGGGCGCUUCCUGCAAGGGCAAAAGCCAUAUACGAAGCACAAUCUCGGGAAAAUUCAGCCCGCUACAAGGUCCAGAAGCAGGAGUACAAGAAACGCUUGCGCGCGAUCGAGGCGCCGGAGAGCGAUGAGAGCGAGCCGGAUUCCUCUUCGAGGCAAUCAUUAUCCCAGCCCGAAGAUUGCGAACCGUCUUCAUCGACGUCCGUGUCAUCAUGGCUCUCCGACGUUCACGACCAGACUGUGCCACUGGCACAGGAUGCCUCGCUUGGAUGCGCUCAUGCUUUGAAUAUACCCGCAGCAACCUCCUUUGAUGGGCAGUCUGGCGGAUGCAUCCCUCCUACCACUCUACCGACGUUGCCCGACCUUCCUACCUCUAGCAAUGACUGGUCAUCAUGCGCUCAAGGCAUGUUCACCCAGCAAUACGGCUCUCAACAUGACCAUCUCCCGUUCCCCCUCGACGGGCCUUGGGGGCAGCGGAUAGUAGUGGACGAGAGCUUCGUCUCUCAGCAUUAUCCCACCGUUAGCGACGACCACUUGACAUUCCCCCAGAACUAUGCGUAUACGCAGCAGGAUAUUUACGCGCAGGAAUUGCAGCUUUUCUGCUUCGACGGAUAUAGUGGGCAGCAGCUAACGAACGAAUUCCAGGACUCCUUCAACCAGCCUACUGUUCCCGGCUUCUACGAUUACACUACGGAGCCAGCCUACACCAGCUUUGCGUACGACAUCCCUGUCAAGUGGUCCCCUCUGCAGCCUACUUAUUGA